AUGGCAAACAAAAAGCCUGUCUCCUUUGACGAUAUUAUCCUGGCCGAUCGCGAGAAGAACCAGAAGAAGAAACACGAGAACCUCGCAAACCAACUACUCGGAAAGAACCGACGGAGAAGCGCGCCCGCAUCGGGAUCUGGCUCUGGCUCUGGCGCCAACAGAGGACAGAACAAAACGCAGAAUGCGAAGCCUGGAAGCUUAGCAAGCAGGAUCGGAGUAGCCAAGCGCUCCGCGUCCGCGACCGUGAACCCCAACAAGAACAAACCAGCCCCCGCCACAAACACCGGCAGACAACGCGGAAACACAGGAAGAAACGAUCGCGUAAACUCAGAACAGGUCUGGAAUGCCAUCCGGGCAGGAAAUGGCCAAGCGAAUGUGCGGUCGGCUAAACAGGGCCGGCCAUCCGGGAACCUAUCCAUUAAGGGCGCUUCGGGGCCAUUUGUUGUGGUAGGAAGGAACUUUGCGCCUGGCACAACCGCUGCCGACAUUCAGUCUGCUCUGGAACCUACAACUGGACCCAUGCUCAGCUGCCGGAUAGUGGCCAGCCACCCGAGUGUCGUUGCGGAGUUUGCAUUUGCAGAGAAGCAGACUGCUGAGCUGGUGAUUGCGAACUUCCAUAACCAGAGGGCCGAUGGCAGACUCCUCACUAUGAGCCUCAAACCCGCCAAUGCUGGAUCCGACGCUCAAGAUCCCUUCACUGCGCUUCGAGCACAGGCUGACCAAGAACGACUCCGCGCUCGCCGAGGUACCGGCCACCAGAACGAUUUGCUAGCGCCGCAGGGGACUUCGCGAUCUGGUCUCUACAGCGAUGAAAUGAUGGUCGAUACACCGCAGCAGAAUAACAAGGGCAGCCAGAACCAGAACCGUCGGAAAGGACGACGUUAA
Penicillium arizonense is the source of this 885-nucleotide messenger RNA. RefSeq lists its product as uncharacterized. Lineage: Eukaryota; Fungi; Ascomycota; Eurotiomycetes; Eurotiales; Aspergillaceae. The transcript has 4 exons. The record is from RefSeq and is a predicted model, not a curated record. The coding region runs from base 1 to 885 and encodes 294 amino acids.